Coprinopsis cinerea okayama7#130 is the source of this 2448-nucleotide messenger RNA. RefSeq names its product ankyrin containing protein. Gene Ontology annotation, molecular function: protein binding. The transcript is spliced from 7 exons. Gene Ontology annotation, cellular component: nucleus; cytoplasm. NCBI's taxonomy places the organism in Eukaryota, Fungi, Basidiomycota, Agaricomycetes, Agaricales, Psathyrellaceae. The record is from RefSeq and is a predicted model, not a curated record. Bases 1 to 2448 code for a protein of 815 amino acids.
AUGGGCCGGGAUGAAGGGGAGGGUAUGACUCACCCGCAGGACGAAAUGCCGAUGCCAGGUGAAUUCAGCCCGACCGCCUCGAGUCCACCUGUUUCGAUGACAGCGAGCGAGGUUCCUUUCACUGGUAGACAGCCGGCGCGCCAGGAAGAUUCCUUGCAGGUCACACCCAACAGGCCCACGAUGACUGACUCGGGGGUUGAUGAAACGGAUCGACACCCUCAUGAUGCCAUUAGCCAGGGCCGAAGGGAGUCCGCUUUGGCGAUUGACACUGGAAGUCUACAAGAGAACCUCUCAACCCCGACGCAUUUCGACCUACAAGGAAGCAGCAUUAGUGGAAACCCAAUGUUCGUCGGCGGAAAUGUGACCCAGGUCGUAGUCGCGCAGCCGGACGAAAGAUUGGAGCGCAUUCUGGAUUGGCUUGCGCCAAAUAUUAACUUUCGGUCUAUCUACAUCGAGAAUCUGGAGAAAUGCGAAGAGGGAACGCUGUCCUGGUUUCUCACAGGAGAUAAAUACGACAAAUGGAAGAAAGGGAAAAUCAAAGUGAUUUGGGGAACGGGCAUUCGUGAGUUGCAAUCCAUGACAUUUCUUCGAACAGGUGUAAUGAUGUUGUUCAAAGCCGGGUCUGGGAAGACUGUUCUUGCCUCGCGCCUUAUCGAAAACCUGGAACCUCUCGAAAAGCGGCGCGACAAGAAGACGUGUAUUCUCUAUGCUUACUGCCGCUACACCGAGGCCUUGACCGUCAAGGACAUCCUCGAAGGUCUCAUCAAGCAAUGUCUCCAACGCCAUACCGACAUCGCCGCGAUCAUCGUCCCCAUCCUAGAACGCCACCGUCUCGAGAAAACCCGACCUUCUCUCAAGGAGCUCAUGGAUCUCCUCCGGACCAUUGAGGAACACUUCGACGUUGUAUUCUACAUCAUCGACGGUUUGGACGAGGCGCACAUCACCACUCAGUUCGACCUCGUCGAAGUGAUAAAUUCUCUCAAAGGACGCGUCGCCAUUACCUCCCGACCGCUGCAAACGCUCGAGGGCGACUUUCACUCAGUCGUCUUCUACCCGGUCCAUGCGCGGAGAGAAGAUAUCGAGCGUCUCGUGAAAGCGAAGAUCCUCCGACACUCCCAUCUGCGUCGCCUUUUGAAGCAGAACCGGUGCGAACGAAUCAAAGCGCAACACCCUGCCCAAGCCGACCUUGGGAUAAGAACCCUUCUUUGGGUAGUCUUUUCGGAACAGCCCUUGCAUAUCAUGGACUUGUUAUACGCAGUUGCCGCCGAUCCAGAAACGCACGUGUUCGAUGAGGAGAGGAUGGUUGACCAGGCCACACUGAUCUCAGCUUGCUGUGGAUUAAUCGAGGUGGAACACUGGGGUUUUUCUCGUCUCGUUCACUAUACGGCCCAAGAAGCUCUCUCAACGAUCCUGUUGGAAUGCUACCCCAAUCCUCAUGUAAUGAUCGUUCCGGUCCUGUUGGAGAGGCUUGUUUCCCUUGACUUACCCCAAUCCCCGGUCAAGGACGAAGACCAACUAAGCACCAUCCUCCAAGCCCCUCUCGCACGCUAUGCUUACCGUCACUGGGGCUCCCAUUUCAACCAUUGUAAACCCGAGCUCACAAGCGAGGUUUUCAAGUUCUUUAAACAGUGCACAUCUUAUCCCCUUCAUCCUCGCAAAAUCAUUGAUCGGGAUUUGCAACUUGAAAGGGUCAACGCUCUACACCUAGCUGCCUUCUACGACCUCGCCAGUUUUGUUCCAAAGUUGGUGACCGUGGAUGGUGAUUCCCUUGAUGGCCUGUAUAAUGUGAAUUCAGCAACCGAUACCGACUCGAUCACCCCGCUAUUUCUCGCCUCGUGGCUCGGCCAUGUUGCCAUGAUAGAAGAGCUUCUUGUUUACAAGAUCAUCGACCCAAACGUCGCCACGAAACAUGGUACUGCGUUGGUACAAGUCGUUCAGAAAGCGCAUAACCACAGUACCAGACCCUGUGAAGGCCCUUGUCCCACCUUGGCACGUCUUCUGCAAAUCAAUGGCAUCCAGGUCAACGCUGUUGAUCAACUGGGGAAGACGGCGUUGAUGUAUGCUGUUGCCACAGGAGCCGUACCCCUCGUCGAACAACUCCUUAAACACCCCUGCAUCGACGUCAACGCUGUCGACAUUUAUGGCGAUACGGCGUUGACUAUUGCGGCGCGCGCAAGAUUCUCAUCAGCACCGACUAUCUUACGCCUUUUACUCCGAGAGGAAGGGAUACAGGUCAAUGCCACGAACCGAAGGGGACAAACAGCUCUCAUUGGGGCCUGUUGCACAUAUUCUGCUGCGGGGCAGGAAAUCAUCGAAGAACUAAUCAAAUGUGACCAUUUGGAUGUGAACGCUGCGGACGGGGAGGGCGAUACCGCGUUGAUUUGUGCAAUGGUAUUCAGGUCAACGCUGCAAACCGGCACGGACAAACGGCUCUCAUCGCCGCGUUGA